Molecule: messenger RNA, 3159 nt
Organism: Zootermopsis nevadensis
Lineage: Eukaryota; Metazoa; Arthropoda; Insecta; Blattodea; Termopsidae
Product: facilitated trehalose transporter Tret1
Biological process (GO): transmembrane transport
Cellular component (GO): membrane
Molecular function (GO): transmembrane transporter activity
Source: RefSeq, a predicted model, not a curated record
CUUGGUUCGUGUUAUUUGUGUACCAGAAUGCCCGAGAUAUGUAUAUUUUUUGUGGCGGAAAUGAACUUCCUGGGUACACGGAAGCAGUUGGCGCUCGGUUGGCAUUGAGCCCGCCUCGUGAGGCAAAUGCACCGAGUUUCACGGAACGAAAGUUUGACGAAAGUGUGCGACCGACCAGUAACUCUGAUAUCGCUUCAAGGAGUGCAUCAUAUGCUUGGCCUCUGGGACAUACCGUGUAAGAAGAAGAUGAAGUUUCCAUAGAAUGCCAAUAAAUACGCGAACAGAAAGACUCUCUAAUCGGUGGGAGCUGUGAAGGUCUUUGUAGUAGAAAUCCCAUUGGUUGAAGAGGCCAGAGCCUGAAGUGGAUUCAUGUGCUGAUGCUUUCGCCAGUUCGCAUUGUGCCGUGAUGUGAGUAAGGCAAUAAUGGUUUGGAUUUGUGAGAAGUAUGUUAUUUUAUGUAAACUGAUGACAUAGGGAGAAAUUUGACAACAGAUCGUAAGAUGCCAGUAGAGACUGAGAAAGUGGACGAUGAAAAUCCAGAUUCUUUUAAUAUCAGUGAAGAAAUAAUACACAGGCCUGAUGUAGUGCCUCAAGUAAAACCACGAUGGAAGGACGCAGUGCCUCAGGUACUGGCAAGCUGUGUGGCACACAGUAUUGUGAUACAGGCUGGGGUGAGCAUGGCGUACUCGGCCGUAUUGCUGCCGCAGCUGACGGAGCCUGAUAGCAUUCUGACGGCCACGAAAGAUCAGAGCUCGUGGAUUGCAAGCUUGGUGACCAUCGGCACGCUCAUCGGCUCCCUGGUAACGGGGCCCCUCAUGGAUCGACUGGGACGCAAGACGACGUGUCAGCUGAGCUGUGUGCCGCUGGUUGUGGCGUGGAUCCUGGUGUGUCUGGCGCAGAGCGUCGGAAUGCUCUAUAUCGGACGACUUUUGGCAGGGGUGGGUGGGGGUUUGUCCACAGUGGCUCUAGUGUACGUUUCUGAAGUAGCGAAUCCGAAAAUCCGUCCCAUGCUGUUAUGCCUCAACAGCGUGUUUGUGUCUUUUGGUAUCCUACUCACUUGUGUCCUGGCACAGUGGUUUUCUUGGAGGGGGAUGGCAGUGUGGUUUAUGGUCCUGGCCGCCUUCAGUUUUAUGAUUCUGUGGCUAGUACCCGAGAGCCCCCACUGGCUGGCUUCCUACAGAGGGAAGAAGGGACACUCUCUAGAGGCAGCAGUAAGAUGGCUGAACAGACAUCCACAGCGUUACCAAGAGGAAAUGAAUACACUAAUGGAAGCAGCACAACAGACUCGGAAUAGGAGGAAUGAAGGUCGAGGGCUUAAAUUUCUCUCAAACUCCAUAUUUGUGCCUUCGACACUAAAACCGGUUGUCAUACUGCUCUUCAUUUUCCUGUUCCAACAGUUAUCAGGAGGUUAUGUUGUCAUAUUCUAUGCUGUCAAUGUUUUCAAGGUUGUUGGGGGAAACUUUGGAUCAGGUUUUGAUGAGUACGACACGCUCGUGUUCCUGGGACUGAUAAGGUUUGUAAUGAGCAUCAUUGCAGCUGUAGCUUCUCAUAGAUUUGGACGUCGACCUUUGAGUAUGUUGUCGGGACUGGGAAUGUGCAUUACAACGUUAAUUGUAGGUAUUUACCUGCACAUAGAGCCUGUUGAAUACACAGGAGGAUUUCUGAACUCAGAAAACAGAACAGAAACUGUGGUGACUACAGAGGGGGAACACUGGACGUGUGUAGUGUGCGUGUUGUUAUACGUUUGCUUUUGUUCUCUGGGGGUGCUCGUGAUUCCAUGGACCCUGAUAGGAGAACUCCUGCCAAUAAAAAUCCGCGGGAUUGGCGGCGGUUUCAUGGUCGGAAUUGCUUACAUCUUGAUGUUCGGUGUCGUGAAAAGUUUUCCUUUCGUGUUGGAUGUUACUGGAGCUGGAGGAAUUUUCUUUUUUUUCAGUGUUAUGUCAUUGGCUGGUGUUGCAUUUGUUUAUAUUUUCUUACCCGAAACACUGGGGAAAACUCUGCAAGAAAUAGAAUCUUAUUUCAAGUAAUUAUAUUUUUCUUCAGUUGUUAUAUUACUGUAAUUCUUGUUUCAGCAGUGACAGAGCUGCCCAGUUGAGAUCGUAAAAUUCUGUGGAUCGCACAGACAUAACGUCAUAUGCUCUGUUCAGCUUUUUGUAUGUACAGUAACAAGAGAUUUGAUACACAGUAUGUCUCUCAAGCUGAAGUAGAGGAAGUUAUAUUCAUUGAAGGCAGGUUUCUGAUAAUAUAGAAUUACAUUCCUUUAUCUCUCAUCUUGAUAAUUUUUUAUGGAUUUUUAUAAAUAUAAAUAUGCCUACUAAAAUAAAUAUUCUAUUAUUCACAUGGCGUUACCGCCACGGGGAAAUGGUCAAUUGUGUGUUGAACUCUUAAUUUUAUUGAAUUAUUUGAAGAGUUAUGCCAAAGGGACUGGAAUUGUAUUUAAUAGUUCCAGUAAUUUCACAUUAAUAUUUGUAUAGAAUUUCUGAAAUUUCUUUAGGGACACUGGAACAUUCUGCAAAAAUAUGGCAACUUUCUGGAAAGUUUGAGAAACCAGGUUAGUGUAGUGCAGAAAUACAUUUUUCUGAUCAACAACGUAACAAUAAUCAUGGACUCUUACAAAUCAUUUGGAAUAAAAGUGAUUGUUUUCAAGGAUUCUGUCAUUUGGAAAAGAAAGUUCAAAAUUGUAGUGACUGUUUUGGGUUAUGAAAUUUUUAAAUGAGGAAGAAUUUUUUUCUGCAGACUGUUAGUGACAUAAAUGCAUCUAUAAAAAAAAAAAAUCUUUAAAUGAUAAACACUGCUUUUGGAUUGUGAAAUAUUCUUGAUUAAUUUAUAAGCCUGUAUUCUAGUCCUGUCAGAUACGACGUUGAAUCAUUUUGACCUUUUACAAAAGUGUUUUCCAUGCCUAUGUUCUAGUGUACAAGAACAAAGUAUCUUGAAUUAGUGUACAUGUAAACUUAACCCCUAUGGCCCCUUACUGUAAGCAGAAUUUCGUGGUGAACAGAAAGAUUUUAUCAUUUGGUACUGAUACUGAUCUAGGGAGGGAUCAUUUACUGGCAGUGCAUUAUAAUUAUUAAAUAAAAAUUAAGCUAAUCAUGGUUUUAUUUUUAGUUAUUAAAUAUACAGUGCAGAAUACAAACAAUGCAUUGUGAGAGAUGUCUUUAA